CGUUACCUCUAUACUAGAAGGUAUCUGCCUCCCUUUACCCCCACGCACCGUGUGAAACAUGGCUUGGCCGCAGUGGCGGCUAUGAUCCUUUUGGGGUUUCCGUGUUGUAGAUCUAUGCUGUGGAAACUGCAUCAUUAUUAAUUCAAUGCAUGGCGUAAUUGAGCGGCAGGUUUCCUGAUUAUGAAUGCGUCACGCCGGUGACCUCAGUCUUGGUACCUAUGCGGUUGACGUCGGAUUAUAACGCCGCCCCAAGAAUGAGAGGGGCAUCGAGGGCCAAUCCAAUAGCGGGGCUGUUAGAGAUACCGAAUUAGGCGCUCCGAUGGAGCGGAGAUUGAUAAUAAAAGGGUACGGCUUCGCAACUAAAAUCAGGGCUAUGUUAAAGAAGCACUUGACUUGAAGUUUCUUCGUUUUCUUUCCUGUCGCUAUUGAAAAAAGAAUUUUUGCAUUAAUAAUCAAUACGUAUCUCUUAUCCUAACUGACAUCUGGAGUUCGAAUUUUCGGAAAAUAUGGAUCGCGUAGGAGUGGCAAUCAUUGGUGGGGGGAUUUUCGUCAAGGAGCAGCAUAUACCUGCUGCUCUGGCAUCUCCCCUCCUAGAUAUCAAGGCAAUCUGGUCUCGGUCCCGUAAGACCGCGGAAGAUGCCGCGAAGGAAAUCCCUAGCAAGGCUGCUUCUUCUGUGGAUUUGUACUCGACUGAUUCGGGAGAGGGCAAAGCUUACGAGGACAUCCUCAAACGCGAGGACAUAUCUGGAGUAAUCCUUGCCCUGCCAAUCGUAGAUCAACCCUCGUAUAUCGAGAAGGCAUUGGCUGCAGGAAAGCAUGUGCUUGCAGAAAAGCCGAUCGCUAAGGAUGUCGCUACUGCGGUUAAGCUUAUCGAAUACUACAAGAAGGUCUCGGCCGAGACUAACGCGUCAUUCGCCAUUGCGGAGAACUUCCGUUUUCUCCAAGGUUGGGCUUAUGGCGCCGAGCAGAUCAAGAAGCUUGGCAAGGUGACAGGCUUCGUUGUAAGGCUGAACUCGAUGAUGGCGAAGGAGAACAAAUACUACAACACUCCCUGGCGCACAGUGCCUGAAUACCAGGGUGGAUUCCUCCUUGAUGGGGGUGUGCACUUCACAGCCGCCCUCAGAAAACUGCUAGGGCCUGAAAAUGCGGUCGAAAGUCUAGUAGCCAAUACCGCGUUGGUAUCUAGCCACUUGCCUCCGGUGGACUCUAUCAACGCUGUGCUGAAGACAAAGUCUGGUGUGGUGGGCUCGUAUAUCACAUCUGUGGGGACGACAAUGGACGCUUUCGAGUUCCACGUCGCGACUGAACAAGGUGUUGUGAAGGCGGAAGGAGCUAAAGUAGUGACGACCCGAGGGAUUGGUAAAGAUGCGAUAAUAGAGGAAAAGGUUUUCGAGAGGAGUAGCGGAGUCAAGGAAGAAGUGCACGCUUGGGCAGAGUCUAUCUUGUCGGGAAUACCAAACCCGAACCAGACACCUGAACUAGCCCUUGGAGACCUGGAGCUAAUGGAGAAGAUGCUGACGAGUGGUGAUCAGGAUGGGGCGCGCCAGAAGUUGGUGUAUCAGCAUUUCGUAUAGCGGCUGCUGCUAUAAUUUACUAGAGGUUGGCCCCACAAGUAGCUUCUCGAGUCCUUGUCGUAAUUGAUUAUUCAUACCAUUAGUAGUAUUCGGCCGUUGAGUGGCGCGAUCCACAAAGACGUGAACAAAUUCGCCGACGGCCUUGACCUGAUCAACGUCUUUCUCGAACAAUGCGACUUCAUAGACGACGCUGGAUUUCCCUAACUUAUUGACGCGCAAGCAGAGCUCGGCUACUUUAGGGUAUGAGAUGGGUGAAAAGUAGUCGCAAUGUGUUUGAGCUAUUAGAGGAUGUUGAACUGAUGUAGGUGGGUGAAGAGCACAGUAAUCGAUUAAAUAAGAAUUAAUCACAGAAUCAAAACUGGUUUAUCUCUAAAGUUAGGUAGGAAUAUGUGAAGGAUUGCUGAUCUUACGGACAGGAAGUUAUAGACUGAAUUAUUCAUAUGAUCAUACAUGUCGUUAUCGUUCCAUCUUGUCCUAUACUCAAGUACGAAACGGUAGUCCUUUCGACUUCUAGUCUUUAAUUCCUUGCCUACAGCCAUGGCUGAAGAUAAUUAAGUGGAAAUAAAAGACUGUGUGACUAAUGUAGCCAAUGUGAGCGAACGAUGGAUGUAGAGAUAA
Messenger RNA from Annulohypoxylon maeteangense, 2192 nucleotides. RefSeq names its product oxidoreductase family protein. The transcript has 3 exons. The coding region runs from base 507 to 1574 and encodes 355 amino acids. Gene Ontology annotation, molecular function: nucleotide binding; oxidoreductase activity. Gene Ontology annotation, cellular component: cytoplasm. Gene Ontology annotation, biological process: NADPH regeneration. NCBI's taxonomy places the organism in Eukaryota, Fungi, Ascomycota, Sordariomycetes, Xylariales, Hypoxylaceae. The record is from RefSeq and is a predicted model, not a curated record.